Molecule: messenger RNA, 3522 nt
Organism: Ylistrum balloti
Lineage: Eukaryota; Metazoa; Mollusca; Bivalvia; Pectinida; Pectinidae
Product: E3 ubiquitin-protein ligase TRIM37-like
Exons: 22
Coding region: 79-2742 (887 amino acids)
Biological process (GO): negative regulation of centriole replication; protein autoubiquitination
Cellular component (GO): aggresome; peroxisome
Molecular function (GO): tumor necrosis factor receptor binding; ubiquitin protein ligase activity; ubiquitin protein ligase binding
Source: RefSeq, a predicted model, not a curated record
AAUUCGGCUGAUAUCCGACAACAUAAAUUACAAAGUGGAGUUCAUCUGUUAACUUAAAUCUCGUACAUUCACCGAACAAUGGCGUCAGGCGGUGGGCGAAAAGAUGGUAGACUUGAGGAACACACCGUCGAAGGCCUUGCUGAGGUAUUCAGAUGUUUCAUUUGUAUGGAAAAGCUGCGUGAUGCCCGCCUGUGUCCUCACUGUUCCAAGCUUUGCUGUUUCAUAUGUAUACGGAGGUGGCUUACAGAACAACGAUCUCAGUGUCCACAUUGCAGGGCAUCUCUACACACCCACGAGCUUGUCAACUGUCGCUGGGCUGAAGAAGUGACUCAGAAGUUGGAUACCCUUAAGGAAUGUGCCCCAGUUGUUAAAAAGGAGGAAGGUGAUAAGGACAUCUGUGAGGAACACCAGGAGAAGCUGAGUGUGUACUGUUGGGCGUGUAAGCAGUGUAUAUGUCACCAGUGUGCUCUCUGGGGUGGAACACAUUCCGGCCAUACCUUUAAACCACUAGAUGGUGUGUAUGAAGAACAUGUAAAGAAAGUUACAGAGGAGCUGAAUCAAUUGAAGCGUCGUCAUGUAGAACUCAUCAGCCUCGUACAAGAUGUGGAAAGGAACAUAGAGAGUGUAAAAACUGCCAAAGAUGAGCGAGUGCGAGAAAUUAGGAAUGCUGUGGAACUGAUGAUUGCCAGACUAGAGUCUCAGCUUAAAUCCAAACUACUCACCUUGAUGGGUCAGAGAGGUCAGCUGACCCAGGAGACUGAGCUGCUCGAGUCCCUUAUACAGAAGAUUAACCAUCAGAUGGGUAGUAGGGGUAAAAGUGAACUCAUCGCCCAGAGCAGUGAACUUGUGCAACUCUUUAAACAUGUCAACAGGAAACCCAUGGCCUCUUUUGUCACUGCUGCAGUACCUGCUGACUUUACUAGCGAGAUUGUGCCGCAAUAUGAUACCAGUACAUUUGUGAUGAAGAAAUUCAGUGGACUACAACAGAGGGCAGACCCUGUCUACAGUCAACCCCUCCAUGUGUCAGGUCUUAGCUGGAGAUUGAAAGUCUACCCAGAUGGCAAUGGUGUUGUACGGGGGAACUAUCUGUCUGUCUUUCUGGAGUUGUCAGCAGGCCUGUCAGAAACAUCAAAGUACGAGUACCGUGUGGAGAUGGUUCAUCAAGUCUCUCGUGACAGCAGUAAAAACAUUGUCCGAGAGUUUGCAUCAGACUUUGAAGUUGGAGAAUGUUGGGGUUACAAUCGCUUUUUCCGUUUAGAUCUACUUGCCAGUGAGGGAUACUUAGAUACAGAAUCUGAUACACUAAUUCUUCGAUUCCAGGUGCGACCUCCAACUUUCUACCAGAAGUGUAGGGACCAACAAUGGUAUAUCAAUCAGCUGGAAUCAGCACAAGCUCAAAAUAUGGGACAACUCAACCAUCUGAAGGAGCGAGUUCUACUGAUGGAAAUGUCUAGAAGUAAAGGAUCCAGUAAACGAGCCACAACAUCAGGAGACUCCCCCCUGCCACUGAUUGAUCCCCAUGGGGGUGAUAAUCCCUCAGUACAACACCCUAUUCUACAUCCCAAACCCAUCCAUCCAGGCACAGGAUCAGAGAUCGAGAUAGAGAGGUCAGAUGACGAGAAUUUGGAUACAGACUCCGACUCUGACACAACAGACUCUAAUGAGGAGCUGAGUCAGUAUUCUAUAGAGGACUUGGACGACAUUGGAGAGCCUGGAACACAAGCUGCCAUCACAGAAAACAACGAUGAAAAUGACAUUGAUGAAGAAACAAUGUCGUUAGACAACGAUGUGGAAAACAGUAUGACCUGGGAGGAGAAUGACCUUGACCGGCGAGGGAACACAGCUUCUGGUAUGGCCAAGGUAUCAUCUAACAUCACUGGCUCAGAAAACAGGGUUGGAGAUGAGGAGACUUUACUGAUGCAGUUUUUAAAAGAUCGUACUCAGGACAGUGACUGGACACCAAGUCUAGCAGCAGGCGGAGGUGACAGCUGUCUGGGUGCUGAUUGGCUGGAGACUGUCCAGGCGGCGUUAGCCCUGACCAAGGACAAGCCAAAGACAAGUCGAAAGGAGAAGACGCCCGCAAAUACUGACCUCAUGCUAGAGAACAUCCGAGCCCGCUUCUCUGAGCUGGCCACCUCCACACUGGCUGUUGCUGAUUCUGCAGUUACCAACGAGUCUGAAGCCAAAGCAAUGGUCACAAAACCAAACAAAAAUGAGCCAGAAGAUCAUGUGACACACCCAGCCAAUGAUUCCAUAGAACAGUUUCCUCUGUCAGAUAUCUCAAUGGAUGGCGAGGACUUGGCCGCCUCCAACUUCCAAAGCACACUGUACACAACCAUAGUCCAGUCUAGUCACAAAACAGAUCAAGAUGAGAACAAAAGGAAAAGAGAUUCUACUGUAAAGGGAGCGUCAGGUGGCUCUAAAGACCUAGGUCUGCCAUGGUCCUUCAGUUACCUAUCCAAAGUCCCUGUACCACCACCACCUCGACCCGAGAGGAAAGACCGCAAGGAAGCUGCAGCUACAACCGCGGCCAGUAGCCAACCAACAACAGAGGAGAGUAAGAAGGAGAUGGACGGCAGUGAGGCUGCUGCUGCAGCAGGGACAGCUGCUGUCAACACUACUAACAGUGGACAGAAACCACAAGGCACUGGCACCUCCGGACCACAGGUCGAGUUCAGCAACAACCAAAACAAUAUUAAUGAACCAAGACCUGACAGUGGUGAUGACACAUCUGUGGUUUAGAAGUAAGGGAACAUUGAAUGAUCAAGAUUGUUAGGAAUUCCAUGUGACAAGUUGUCAGAGGCCUCAGAAGUCCCAUGUGACAAGUCAGAGACCUCAGGUGUCACAUGUAACAAGUCAGAGACCUCAGAAGUCACAUGUCACAAGUCAGAGACCUCAGAAGUCACAUGUCACAAGUCAGAGGCCUCAGAAGUCACAUGUCACAAGUCAGAGACCUCAGAAGUCACAUGUAACAAGUCAAGAGACCUCAGAAGUCACAUGUCACAAGUCAGAGGCCUCAGAAGUCACAUGUAACAAGUCAGAGGCCUCAGAAGUCACAUGUAACAAGUCAAGAGACCUCAGAAGUCACAUGUCACAAGUCAGAGGCCUCAGAAGUCACAUGUAACAAGUCAGAGACCUCAGGUGUCACAUGUAACAAGUCAGAGACCUCAGAAGUCACAUGUAGCAAGUCGGAGACCUCAGGUGUUACAUGUAACAAGUAAAAGUGAAGACUGUAUUGAAGACAUCAGAACUCAACCAACAUGAGAGUGAUGUGAGAGUGUGAGGUAUUUAGUAUCUUGGAACACAGAUGUGAAGUUAGAACUUGAUAUAGGAUGUGAGUGUUGAAGUGAGAACAUGGGAUAAAAUGUGAGAAAUUGGUUAAGGAUGUGAGAUGAUGUAGAAUAUUUGAUUGAUAACAGACCUAGUGGGCAACUGGCCUGUACACGUCAAAUAAUUUGGUGUUCAUGCUUAAAACAAUGUGCUAUUUUAUAAUUUGUCAUUUUGAUUAGAUUUUUAAUUGAC